Molecule: messenger RNA, 509 nt
Organism: Jaminaea rosea
Lineage: Eukaryota; Fungi; Basidiomycota; Exobasidiomycetes; Microstromatales
Product: phosphotyrosine protein phosphatases I
Exons: 5
Coding region: 22-465 (147 amino acids)
Biological process (GO): protein dephosphorylation
Cellular component (GO): cytoplasm
Molecular function (GO): non-membrane spanning protein tyrosine phosphatase activity; acid phosphatase activity
Source: RefSeq, a predicted model, not a curated record
GGCAACAUCUGCCGCUCACCUAUGGCAGAAGCCGUUUUCGCCCAUACCGUGGACAAGGCUGGGCUCAAGUCUCGCUUUGCCACCAUCGACUCAUGUGGGACUGGGGCCUACCAUGAGGGGGAGGAGCCGGAUGAGAGAACGGUAGCCGUCUUGAACAAGAAGGGCAUUCCCGUCAACUGUCUAGCUCGAGCGGUGACUAAGGAGGACUUCAGCCGAUUCGAUUACAUCUUUGGGAUGGACUCUAACAAUGUCUCCAACCUGCAACGGAUGCAGCCAAAGAGCUCAAAAGCAAGGGUCUUUCUCUUCGGUCAUUUCGACGACGGCAAGCCCAUCUACGACCCCUACUACGGCAUCGGCGGCUCGGGUUUCCAGAGCACCUACGAGCAGUGCGUUCGCUACUCGCGCGCAUUCCUCGAGAAGGAGCUGGGCCUGAAGGUCCCGCAGCACGUCGCUUCGCAGCUCUGAGCAUGGGAGAGUGUCACGCUAAUACCAAAUGCGAUGCUACAGAU